This is a messenger RNA of Chondrus crispus (carragheen), 1338 nucleotides long. RefSeq lists its product as hypothetical. Lineage: Eukaryota; Rhodophyta; Florideophyceae; Gigartinales; Gigartinaceae. Bases 1 to 1338 code for a protein of 445 amino acids. Gene Ontology annotation, molecular function: transmembrane transporter activity. The record is from RefSeq and is a predicted model, not a curated record. Gene Ontology annotation, biological process: transmembrane transport. The transcript has 3 exons.
AUGUCCGCUCGCUCCCCUAGUCUUUUCCCCGCCCCCCUCCCCCGCCCACACCCAGCAAUCCUGUCCAGCCUGGGCCCGGAGAUCAUGGCCGCGCUAGAUCUGCGGCGCGUGGAGUUCGGCAUUCUCUUCUCCUCGCAGGAGCUGCCGGGCAUCGUGCUGCCGGUGGCGGGCGGGCUAGCGCUUACCUACGUGCCGCACGCCGCGGCGGCCGUCGCCCUCUCUGCCUGCGUGCUCAUCUCCACCGCGCUCUGCGCCGUCGCGCUGCAUAACCAGUCGUACGCCGCGCUCUUCGCCGGCCGUUUCCUGUUCGGCCUGUGCGACGGCGCGCUCACCACGCUGCAGGGCGCGCUGGUCGCGCACUGGUUCCGCCACCGCAUCGGCACCAGCUUCGGCCUCACGCUCCUCGUCAGCAGGCUUUCCUCCUUCACCGGCCUGGCACUCCCGGCCUUCCUCUCGAGCCGCAUCGGCCUCCGCGCCUCCAUGUGGUUCUCCGUCGUGAUGUGCUUGCCCGGCUUCCUCGCCACCAUCGCGUAUGCAGUCUGCGUGCCCCGCAUUGCCGCACCCGCCGACCUUGCAUACACCCCCGCCGACGACGCCCAGGGCGCCCGCCUGCUGCCUCCCGACGACGGCCCCGCCGCGGACUCUGUUGGCCCCCCACGUAUGCUUGCCGUCCUGCGCUCGCUGUCGCCCUCCUUCUGGCUCAUCUCCUACCUGUGGGUGGCGGUGGCGGGCGCAGUGUUCUCCAUGCUGCACUUUGCUGCAGACGCGUUCUCCGCUCACUUAGGCUUGUCCUUUGUUCAAUCCGGGCUACUCUCGGGCUCGCUGGUGCUCUUCGCGGGGCUAGCGUCGCCGGCGGUCGGAGUGGCGCAAGACCGGUUCGGGCGGCGGAGCCUGCUACUGGGCGUGAGCUGCGGCGCGAUCGGGCUCGGCAUCCUGCUGUGCGCGUCCGGCGUGAGUCGCGAGAGCGGGCGCGCGGCCGUGGCUAGCGGCCUGUUUCUUGUCGCGACCGGCCUCGGCAUCGCGCCCGUGACGCUGCUCUCCAGCCUCGCGCUAUGCGUUGAGGACGUGGCGACUCCCGCGGCACUUGGGCUGUACAAGGGCGUCGAGAACGCCGCGCUUGCCGUGCUGCACGUCGUGACGGGGGCGCUCAGGGACGCCUCGGGGGAGUACACUCACUCCCUUCCCGCGAUAAGUUCGAAAUCAAUACUCUGUAGGUGCAGCGUCUUUGAAAAAUAUAUCGACAUUUUGGUAGAGAAACAGUGCGUGCACUACGGUACAGGAGGAGCACUGCUUUGUUCUUGUACCCAAGGGUACAGUAUGAUACGCAGAGUUGAAUGA